AUGGAGUUCAUCCUAGGAGAAUCCCCUUCCCAACCUCAACCUCGUCGUCGACGCAAGAUCAAAUGCAACUACCCUCCGACCCCGCCGUCUUCCCCCUCAAGCACAUCUGAAGCGGAAAAGAAAUGCAUCGAAUGCACAACUCAUAAGCGCACAUGCCAAAUCCAAGGCUACGUCGCGUCCGAGACAGCUCAAUCCGACUCGCAUGUAGAGAACUCUGCUGCCGUCAGCAGCGACACCGCAGCCCAGCCCAAUCUGAAAUCGUCGCUGAAGCCCAAGAUCUACAAGCGUCGGCGACAAGUGGAUCGGACCAGCCCUGACGCUUCUGAAGACGAGAGGCCACGGAUGAAGAUGCAUUUUGACAGGAUGGCGCCUGUGGUAGAGAGAAUUGCUAAGGAACGAGGUUCUGCCCACGUUGGCGCUUCGACUGCUCCGGGCCCGCUGGCCCCAUACUCGGGCGGUGCCGUCGCCUGGAAUGGUGAGAUUCCUCUCAGUGGGGGCUACGAGUUUGGCUUCAACACGAGCAGUCCAUUCGCAAAUGCAUUUACUUUCGACAUCGGAAGUGAUAGCAGCGUUGAUGCUCCGAAGAGUUGGGUCGGUGAUGGAUUUGAAACCUUCUUUGUCCCUAGCUCGUUAUCAGGCGAACCAGCGGUGGUGGCUUCCGAUGCUCAGUCUACCCGCGAAGGCGAACUAGGCUUUGGGAUUCAGCCACAACGCUCUAACUUGGCUAAGCGCGUUGGUCUUGACCCUUUGAUUCCUCUUGAACAACAGAGCAAGAAAUCGAGCCCUCUGCUCUGCCAGCUCUUCAACAACGAAAUCUUCACCCAGGCAACACCCACUCCACAAAUCCUGACCGAGAAAGUCCAGACCCUGAGUUUCUCAGAUACCAACACUACCGAUGCGGAAAAGCUACUUUCGACGAUCAAUUCCGAACCAUACCUGCUCGAGGUACUGGAUAUCUCAAUCAAGUGGUGGAUUGCUUGGCGCGACCAGGCUUUCGCAUUGCAGGAUGUGUUUGCUUUCUCCAAGGAAGACCAAUGGCUGUCCGAAGGACCGAGUUGCAGCUCCUAUAGCGACACCAGUACUAACACUUCGUGUGCAUCGCCAUCGAGAUCAAGUCCAUGCUCGUCCGGCGCAAUGAGGACAUACUCUGGCGAUCAGCCUAUCUCGCUGCGGGAUUUUGUCAUGCUCAAGCUCUCCCACUCUGAAGACCCAGUCUCCAUCUCAACAGGUCUGCUCUGCGUCGCUCUGUCAUUGAGCCAACUUCGCUCCGGGGUGGACGAUUCGGUCUUGAACAUUUCCACCACCCCAGCCGAGGUUGCCGAGCGCAUCACCCUAGCGGUAGACACGAUUGUCCUCUCCCCGUACUCCAAGCCAGAAUACAUGUCGGAUGCGGGCGUGUUGCUAUUGCUGAUGAUGCGUGCCAAGAUGUUUGCAGAAAGUAACCAGCUGCGGAAAUCGUGGCUCAGCCUUCGCCAGGCUAUAGAGGUGGCGAAGAAGAUUGGUUUCACCGAGCCGAGAGUACCGCUAGACGCCGGCGACCUUGCGGCAAGACUGUGUCCAGGAGCGUUGACGAAGCUCUUCCACCGCCAGCGGUUCGUCGGUUCCAUCAUGGAGCUGGAUCGCCUGAUGAGUCUGGUCCUCGGGUUCCCACACGCCCAGGACGGGAAGUUCACCGAUCGCUUGGCCAUGACUGUCUUGAGAGGACAGGCGCCUCUGGAUGCAAAUGGAAGCAAGCCACACGUUUCAGCCGACAUUAAGAUGCGGGCGCUGCGCCGUGUUGUUUCCAUCGCGGCUGGUCAUGUCAACGACAGGAAUGGCUCUGCGGAAGCGGACGACGCGAAGUAUCAGACCACCAUGGAUAUCCAGAAAACCCUCAACGAGGCGGCUGCCGCAAUGCCAGAUGGGUGGUGGGAUGUGAACUCCCACAUUCACUAUGCCGACCCAUUCGUGGCGCACGAACAUCUCGUCGCCCAAAUGUGGUUCUGGCAGGUACAAGCAUUCCUCCACCUACCGUUCAUGAUGAAACCCUGCUCGAAGAUGCGUUCUUCAGACCCUCACCACAAGCGGAAGGACGACUUGGUAGAUGAAUACCUGAUCAACAGGUAUCUCUGUCUACAAGGAUGUCGUGGAAUGAUGCGGAUCUUCACUCUGCUUCGCUCUGAUCCUUCGCUAGCCGUCUUUAUCUGCGCCUGCGAGGAUUUCCAAGGAGUUUUCAGCGCUUGUAUACUCAUGGUGGGCAUUUUGAUCCGGUUGGCAUUUUGUCCACAGACGCUGCGUAGCCCGAAUGCCGACGUGAUGGGCAGUGUCAACGAAGACCUCGCUUUAAUCGGCGAGAUCAAGGACGUCUUCCGAUAUCGUGCAGUCCAGCAAGGUGGAUGCAUUAGCAAGCAAGGGUUGAAAGUGCUCGAGGAGCUGGGCUCCUUCUUACAUGAGGACAGUCCAACCGACGAUGGCCAGCCGUUGCGGAGGACGGUGGUUCUGCCCUACUUUGGAGCAAUUCACCUUGAGUUGAGGCCACCACGGCACCUGCGCUGCAAGUCAAUGGACAUGGACUCUCGGGAGUCAAGUACAGCGACCGACCCGACGCCUCCCAGCUCGACCGAGCACUCCGUUGAUGGAGGAUUUGAUCUCGAUCCCGCGAAUAUGACCCAUUUCGCAAUACCUGGUUUCGACGUCAACACCGCGUCGCAAGCCACUGGGCCGGACGGGAACGUGGAUUGGGAUCACUUCAUUUUUGGAACUGAGUUGGGCCAGGAUUGGGAGGCGCAAAUCCCGGAAUGGCCGGCUGAUGAGUCGCUUUGGGAAUGGAAUUAG
Messenger RNA from Cladophialophora carrionii CBS 160.54, 2814 nucleotides. RefSeq lists its product as uncharacterized. The transcript has 2 exons. Bases 1 to 2814 code for a protein of 937 amino acids. The record is from RefSeq and is a predicted model, not a curated record. Lineage: Eukaryota; Fungi; Ascomycota; Eurotiomycetes; Chaetothyriales; Herpotrichiellaceae.